UUAUCUCAUAUUUAAUAGGUUCAUUUUUGGUUUUAUAUAGUGAAUGCCAAUAUAUUUUAUAGUUAGUAAUUUGGUAUUUUGGGUGAUUGAUGUGUAUAUAUAUAAUAUUGACUGAAAAAUGUAACCAUGCAUGCAUUGCACCAAGUUCCCUCUAUAUAUAUACACCUCCACAAGUGAAUUCUCCUUCAAAUCAGUUCUCUUCUAUCCAAAGCGCUUUCUUCUAUAUCAGUCUAAAAUUACCAAAAAACAAUAUUGCGUUUUCGCUUACUUCUUAAAAAGAUAGAAACAGGUCUCAUUACCUACGACAACUGUUCACCCAUUGUUAUAUUAAAUUGUGUCAGAUUAUGGAAACAAAGAGGGUCAUGAUGAGCUCAGAGAGAUCAAAGCAGAAGAAGAGAUCAAUAUGUAGAAGAUUGGGGAAGCAUAUUAAAGAACAGAAGGGAAGGAUUUACAUCAUCAGAAGAUGUGUGGUCAUGCUCCUUUGCUGGCAUGAUUGAUCGGAAAUAAAAGUUUUCGAACCGUGCCAGGUUCAAAUGUAUGUAUGCACGUACCACACGUUGAGUAUGUGUGCAUGUGGGUUACUAAAUGAGGGAAGAGUGGUGUUAGAGGUAGGGUGAAAACCGGUUUGCUUGGUUUAAUUUUGUGAGUUCUACCGAUCGAAUUGUAUAUAUAGUGACCUCAACCCUUUCGUUGGUUGUUUUUAAACUAAUAUUUACAUUAUGCAAUGGCUUAUAUAUUGAUUCAUCAAUAUUAAAGUACUAUAUCGUAUUCUAUAAUGUGAUAUCAGAUUGUCUAGAGAUGUAAAAUAUCAAUAUGAUAGAUUUGGAUUCGAGACCACUAGUACAACCAUCACUGUUGAUUAUAAAACUACUAGUUAUGAAAAUGAGAUCCGACCAUAGGUGUGUCAAGAAAUUAAAAGAGUAAUAUUUUCUUUUAAUGUCUAUGAUGAUUCUCGACCAUGUAUCUGUUUGUUUUUAACCUCGUCCAUGUCCCUCUUUCUUAUAAAUUUGUCAAAAACUUCAAAUUAUUUUGGAUGCAGUAAGCCAUUUGAAUGAGUGACUGGAAUCCAGUUUACGGCAAGGAAACUUUUCGUGUGCGACAAUCAAAAUAAUUGUCUCGCGUCACAAUUACACUUUUUAGGUCAAAUAUUAAACUUGAACAACUUGGUACCAGCUAGCUCAUCUCCCAACUGAUACCACCUAGACCUAGUCAUAACCAACAGUCUCCACGUUAGAUUCGACAUACCUCGUGAAUUUUCAGCUCAACUUGUAGCUUCUCCCAAGGUCACCCAAAAAUCGCAAGAAAACCUAAUUUCUUUUUUUCAAUGGUUGAUAUUUUUAAGCGAAUAUUCAAUAUAACUCACGGUUUAGAAUUCUAAUUAAUGCCAUGUAGUUUUGAUCCAAAACAAAGCCAUGUAGAGGCGGCUUAGGAGGAGACAGGCAGUGCGACCACCCCGUACCAGCCCUAAUCCGAUGUCUCCCAUAUAAUAAAAAUUAAAGGUUCUGAUUUUGUAUAUAUAUUUUUUGUACAAAUUUAAUCUAUUUCAAACGAAAUUGGAUGUCUAUUUUUUUUUCAUCACAAACUUACAAAAAUAUUACUUAUAACGUUUUUAAAAAAAAGAAAUUUAAAACCUAAAUUUAGGAGUACAAAAUUACUUUUGCCCUAUGGCUCAUCAAAAUAUUGAGCCGGUUCUGAUGUCAUGUAGUUCUUUAAGAUAUCUCAAAUCGCAUCGUUUCAUUUAACGGGUUUCAUCGAAGGGUUUAACGUUUCCUUGGAGGUUUAGUCUGAUAUACGUCAAUAUAAAUUGUUUAUAGAAAUGGUCCGUGGAGGUUACUCGCAUUAACAUGCGUGUUUGCUUGCGAUAUUUUAAAAUUCGAAUGGUAGCCCAGUAAUAUUAUUUGGGCUUCAAAACAAUAGCCCAAUAAUAUUUAUUCUUUCUUGGGCUCGUCUUAAAAUCGUAAACUUUUAUUCCAAUCACGAACGUAUAAAUGAAAAUUUGACAACAAAAUAAUCAAGAACAAGAGUUUGGUAAUAGAAACAUGUCUAGAAUACAAAGGGAAUAAGAGCUUUGACAUGCUUAGGGAAGUCAUCAAACUUGGAAAGAUACCAUCUUCUCGUAGCAUAGCUCCGACCAAUGAGAUAGAAAGUUGUUCCCAUGGCGAAAGAAAA
Brassica napus (rape) is the source of this 2169-nucleotide messenger RNA. Its product is annotated as small polypeptide DEVIL 1-like. Lineage: Eukaryota; Viridiplantae; Streptophyta; Magnoliopsida; Brassicales; Brassicaceae. Gene Ontology annotation, biological process: negative regulation of cell population proliferation. The transcript has a single exon. The coding region runs from base 345 to 497 and encodes 50 amino acids. The record is from RefSeq and is a predicted model, not a curated record.